This is a messenger RNA of Rubroshorea leprosula, 2112 nucleotides long. The record is from the annotation of a GenBank genome assembly. Lineage: Eukaryota; Viridiplantae; Streptophyta; Magnoliopsida; Malvales; Dipterocarpaceae.
UAAGGAAUCAGGUGCGGACAUGCUCAUUGUCCUUAACAUGCAGCCACUUGUAGCAGUUCGGAGGCUUGGCACCUCGGACCUAUCCUUACAGGACUGUCCAAAUGAUAUUAAUGAAGCAGUUUCAAGUCUUAUAUUUGCCUCUGCAAGAUGUGGAGAUCUUCCUGAACUUUAUGCAAUUCGGAGGCUCUUUGAGGAGCGGUAUGGCCAGAGGUUUGCAACUGGUGCUGUUGAAUCAUAUCCUGGGAAUCUUGUAAACCCUGAGGUGAAGGAGAAGCUCUCCAUAAACUCAGUUCCGGAUGAUGUCAAACACAGAUUGGUUGAUGAGAUUAUUAGAGAUUACUGCCUAAGGCCGGAAGGCCUGGGACUUUUGGCAAUUGAAUACCCUUCGGUACUGCAAAAGCAGGAUGAAGAAAAUAUCCCAACUUGUGUGGACAAAAUUGAAGAAUCUCCAGUGCAGAAUUCUGAUGUCAUUGAGAUAGAAGAAAACUCCAUGUAUGUUGAGCCAACCUCAAUGACAAAGAGCAUUUCAAAUGGGCCAUUUCAUUCUCAAUCACUCCAAAAUUCCAACGUAAUUAGUGCUUCUGUUAGCUGUUCUCUAGUGCAGCAAUCUUCACCAGAUGUAAUGGAGUCACCAGUUAUGAACAAAGAAGAGAAGGGGGCGAAUUUUAGUGGAGAUUCUGGAUUUGAGUCCGAAGUUGGUAGUACUGUUGACACUGAAAGCCAAGGGAGUGAUAGGAAUGUUACAGCCACUUUAAAACAUAAGGAUAAAAGACUGAAAGCUGUAUCUUCUUCGGAAAGUUUAACACAGUUUUUUGGGGAAACAUUUGUUUAUCUUGAUGACAUAGAGGAAAUUCAGUCUUCCACGACACAAGAAAGAAGCUUCCAGGAGCAGAGACUAUUUAAGUUCAAGUCACCUAUUCCACCUAAAACUGAAGAAAUUAUUUCUGAGUUUUCCGAUGGGAGAUAUAUGGAUCACUAUGAAGAAGUGAGUCAGAUAUCAGGCUCAUGGAACUCGUGGAAGAGUAGCAAUGACGUUAGAAAAAGAUCUAGGAGAAAGUCAAUCUCCAGGGAAAGUUCAGUCAUGCAGGAUACUGAUCAUGAUAUCUAUUAUGAGAAGUCUUCAAGUCACAAGCAUAGAUCACAUAACAGGAGAAAGCUUCAGAACAGUGCAAAGGAUCGGAAUAGCGCAACAGCAGAAGAAAAUGUUCUGUCAUCUUAUGGACAGAAGAUAAUGAAGCAGCACAGCUAUACAAAUAAUUGCAAAUACAAUGCAAGGAAAUCAUGUUGCAAUUGCAGCUUCAACUCUGACGUGAAUGACUGCAGCUUGGAACAUCCAUGUUAUUUUUAUCCUGGUGAUGAAAAGGAUGAAAAAGAAGCUCCUCCAUGGAAGCAAAAGAGAGGGCUUAUAAAUCUGGGGCAGUUUCCUACUACUGAUUUGGAAGAAAAUUCAGGUGACUAUUUCUGCCAAUCUUCUCGGUAUGGAGGAUCCAGUAAUGAAAUGGAAUGGACUAAAGUAGAACAAACUGCACUUCCACAGAAUCUGAGAAGAAGAAGCUAUUCCAAUGGCGAAAGCGUACAUGUUGUUUUCACCUGCCAAAUUUAUGGCUCUCAAGAAGGAAUUCAUGCAGAAAAAGCUGUGAAGAGUCCAACUCUAUUUCCAUUACCUGCAUAUAGGACUAGUUCUUCAAUAACAGCCAAAUUCAUGGCUCUCAAGAAGGAAUACUUGCAGAAUAAGCAGUGAAGAAUCCGAUUCUAUUUCCAUUACCUGCAAAUAGGACUAGUUCUUCAAUCUUACUUCUACUAUCUUGUUUAGAGAAUUUUUUUCAUUCAUUUUUCCUGUUGUAUGAUAUGACUGUUGGCGUAUUAAUUAUUCGAUUUCCUUGUAAUGAGAACUAAGUUAUUUAGAUCUUGGAUUUGUAAUUGCUUAGGUUGUAGAAAAUAGUUUUGGGAAAGAGCCCAAUCUGCUGCAAAUCAUUAGGAAAGCAUUACCAUGACUAAAAUGCACCAGGAGAUGAAGAAGAAAAGAAAUAACGUAUUGCAAACGAAUUUGGUUUGUUCAUUUAUGUUCUUUUUACCUAAAUGCAUUGUAGCACAUAAAAGAUGUUUUAUGAA